AUGUCAAGCAGUAAUGAAGAGUUAUCGAGGUCGACGUCUAAUUCAGUGAGGUCUUCAAUGAGUGUGGAAACCACAGUGACGAAGUUGUUGAUGUCCACUAAGCAUUUGUUGCAGGUUCUAACUCAGUGGUCCAAAGGUGCAGCUACGGGGAAGAUGGUUUCUGAUGCUUACGUUCAGCUGGGGAAUGAUUUCAAACUGGUCACAAAGUUCUUUACUCAUUCAGAUAUCGAUGUGUCAGAUCUAGGAGAUGUUCCCAUGGAGCUACGUAAAGUACUAGAAGUGACUCUAAGAGAACCAGCUUCUGAUGACACUCUGAAUAAAUUUCUUCCUAGUAUAAGGACAAUUAUUGUCAGCCUCUUGGACAGGCUAAAAGUAAAGCAAGCUGAGUUGAAAAUUUUGAAACAAGAACACCGUGCAUUUAGGAAUAGCCAUAAGCAAAAAUCAUCUGUAUCUACGGUGACUAUUUCGCCUACCUCAUCUAUAUCGCAGCAAAAACCUUCCAAUGUAACGGGCUCGAACGAUCAAAUACAAAAAGGUAGUAAAAAGGAUACUAUUGAAAAUGAACAGCCGACUAACGGAUCGCAAGAUACUGAGAAUCAGGAUAACAGAGGCUCUAAAGAUGAAGAUGCUUUAGCACAACUUAAAAAGGGAACCAAUUUAGAGAGACGAGCAUCAAAAAGAUACUCAGCAUAUCAUAUGGCAAGAUUGACAAAUCAGUCCACAACCGAGGCCGCAGCUGCGGCUGCUGUAGCUGCAGCCUCAGUUCCAUCAUCAGUAUCAAGUACAUUGUUGCAAGUACCAAAGGACGACUUUAAGACAUCGGUGGACUCCAACACAGAAAAGAAAGCUGCAGCUGGCAAUGAUGCCAUGGAACAGGAAGACACUUACACCCUGUUUUUAAGUUUGUAUGACAAAACUAAACGCUGUCACAUCCCAAAAAUAACCACAAUGAAUGGGUUACGUCUUUUAUUUGUUGAGUUAUUUGCAUAUUCUCCUGGAGGUGAUACUUUCCCUGACAUCUAUGUACGUGACCCCAAUUAUUCGGUCUUCUACGAACUAGAUGAACAUAGCAUAUCUAACUUAAAAGAUGGCUCUAUUUUGAAGCUUCGCUUGGAAUCUGAGUCUACUUCAGCAAAGGAUACAAUAUCAGGUAUAUCGAAAAUUAUAAAAGAGGAAAUUAUGAAGUCACAGAACGAAAUUUUAAAUAACCUGAAAAGUUAUAACGCAUUUCCAGCUAUAGCACCUGCUCUUUCAAUAGAAAGAACACCCUCUAAUGGAUCUGCUGCAAGCAGUGGUACUUUGAAAAAUGUCAAGCAUGAACUUGCAAUAAUCAAGCAGUUACAAAAAGAUAAUAAAAGCGAAAUGGAGAAGGUAGUGCAAAAUAUCAUAGGUAAAAUUAACAAAUUCAAAGAAACCCCAGUCGUUUCCGCUACUGGUUCAGCAAAGGCAUAUAUGGAGAAGUCUCAGUCCGAACUUGGUCAAGUUUCAGAUGGUUUAUUGAGUCGGGUUGACGAUUUACAGGAUAUCAUUGAAAUUCUUAGAAAAGAUGUAGCGGAACGUGGUGCCAGACCUUCAAAGAAGAAACUAGAAUCCCUAGCAAAAGAUUUGAAAAAGGCAGAAGUAGAUUUGAAUAAAAUGCAGCAAUUCAUUGAUACUGAAAAGCCGCAGUGGAAAAGAAUUUGGGAAGCUGAGCUUGACAAAGUCUGUGAAGAACAGCAGUUCUUGACAUUACAAGAAGAUCUUAUUAUGGAUCUUAACGAAGAUCUGAACAAGGCACAAGAAACAUAUAAUUUGAUUGACCUAUGUUUCCAAGAGCAAGAGAAGAAUCCCCAAAAAGUAAAAGUAAAUCCAAUUUUGCCUAUUCUGAAACCAGGAACAUUUGGUCAAGUAAGAGAGCAAGUUAUGUUAGCGGUCCAAUCCAUUAAUCCAAAUUAUGAUAGUAGAAUAGAUGCGCUGGAGAAGGCAGAGAAACUGUGGGAAAAAGAAAAGCAAUAUAAAGAAGAUACUGCAUUUCGUGAUGAAUUAGGACGUUUUGUGGAAAGUUCAAGUUUGAAGAAGUCAGGCGGGGUAGAGGAGAUUGAAAAGGUUAGGAAACAAAAGGAUGAGGAAAACCUCCGUGCAGUCUUUGGUACAAACAUUUAG
Molecule: messenger RNA, 2142 nt
Organism: Kazachstania africana CBS 2517
Lineage: Eukaryota; Fungi; Ascomycota; Saccharomycetes; Saccharomycetales; Saccharomycetaceae
Gene: BUD6
Product: formin-mediated actin nucleation enhancer
Exons: 1
Coding region: 1-2142 (713 amino acids)
Biological process (GO): establishment of cell polarity
Cellular component (GO): cytoplasm; cell tip
Molecular function (GO): cytoskeletal regulatory protein binding
Source: RefSeq, a predicted model, not a curated record